This is a messenger RNA of Syzygium oleosum, 1170 nucleotides long. Its product is annotated as stem-specific protein TSJT1. The transcript has 5 exons. Bases 105 to 818 code for a protein of 237 amino acids. NCBI's taxonomy places the organism in Eukaryota, Viridiplantae, Streptophyta, Magnoliopsida, Myrtales, Myrtaceae. The record is from RefSeq and is a predicted model, not a curated record.
CCUGAGUGUCCAGUCCCUUCCCCGUUUAGGUUCGAGUUAGUCGUCGUGGCGUAGAGAGCGUAGAGAGAGAGAGAGAGAGAGGGAGAGAGAGAGAGAGAGAGAGAAUGUUGGGAGUGUUCAGCAGCUCGAUCGUGUCCCCGCCCGACGAGCUGGUGGCGGCCGGCUGCCGGACGCCGUCGCCGAAGACGACGUCGGCGGAGCUCGUGCGGCGGUUCCUCCAGUCCAACGCCUCGGGGGUGUCGGUGCAGAUCGGGGACCACGUGCAGCUGGCCUACACCCACCACAACGAGUCCCCGCUGCGGCCCAGAUCGUUUGCGGUUAAAGAUGAGAUUUUCUGCUUGUUCGAGGGAGUACUGGACAACCUGGGCAGUCUCAGGCAGCAGUACGGGCUUGCCAAGUCCGCGAACGAGGUGAUCCUCGUCAUCGAAGCGUACAAGGCGCUGCGUGACCGGGCUCCGUACCCUCCUAACCACAUGGUCGGCCACCUGAGCGGGAAUUUCGCUUUCAUCGUCUUCGACGAGUCCACCUCCACUCUGUUCGUGGCUUCUGAUCAAUAUGGCAAGGUUCCUCUUUAUUGGGGAAUCACUGCCGAUGGGUACGUCGCAUUCGCGAAUGACGCAGAGCUGCUCAAAGGUUCUUGUGGCAAGUCACUCGCUUCAUUUCCUCAAGGAUGCUUCUUCUCCACCGCAGUUGGGGAAAUAAGAUGCUACGAGAAUCCGAAGAAUAAGAUCACUGCAGUUCCUGCAGAUGAAGAGGAGAUCUGGGGAGCAACAUUCAAGGUGGAAGGGCCAGCAGCAGUUCUUGCAGCCACAGAAUGAGAUGAAACCGGGGUGUCCUGUAAUGUUGAUGUUUGAAGUUAUGUACCCAUCUGAGGAAAGAGAGGGAGACAUGUUCCUGUGGCUUUUGGUGGUUCAUGACUCAGGAGAGCUCAAUACAGAUCCAACGAAGUGUAAAGAGAGAGAGAGGGAGAGAGAGUGGGGUCGUGGGGGAGAUGUGAACUGGUGGUGGUCAGUUGGAGGGAGUUGCAACUGUUGUAAUCCUUUGUAGCUUAGGUUUGAGUUUUCCUUUUGCUGUUGCUCAUUUGAUUUUUAUCUUUUGACCAAUGUACAAGUUACGGCUAUGCUGUCCUGUGUGUCUAAUAAAAGCUUGGUUGAAAGUUGGGUUGUGUUA